This is a messenger RNA of Xyrichtys novacula (pearly razorfish), 22044 nucleotides long. NCBI's taxonomy places the organism in Eukaryota, Metazoa, Chordata, Actinopteri, Labriformes, Labridae. The record is from the annotation of a GenBank genome assembly.
AUGUUGGGUAUUUCACCGUGCAAUAGUGCUACCGCCACUGAUUUUCCGACACUCCGUGAAGGCAACAGCGGCACAGACGUGGCCGUGGUGCAGCUGCUGCGUUCAAGUGUCGCAGUGUCCCGUUCGGAGGCAGAGAGAGGGCGAAGUUUCACUCUCUGCAUUGCAGCCUGGGCGCUGCUGCCGGAACCCAACACAACAAUGGCGACUCCCAGUCCUGACAGCAACUCUACCAGCUCCAGCAACAGCGGCAGCAUUAUCGGAUCCACGUCGCACCAUUUUCACCAGCAGACACAGAGCAGCAGUAUGCAAGGUGGGUGACUAUUACCUUUAUUUCGUGUUUUUCUGUUUCACCUGGGGACGCUGGAGUUAGGGGAAAAGGUAGCUUGUAGCUUCCCAGAAACCACAGUCAAGAAACAGCGGUUACCUGUGUAUUUCCGGUUAGAAUUUUCAAAAUAAAUCUCUGUGCGCUUUCGUUAUCCCUAUUAGGUAUGUGGUAUAGUUUUAGGUGAGUUAAAUUGAAAUUUUAAAAAAAUAUUUUUUUAGGUAAAAGUACUACAGAAACUUUUAUCUGUUAUCUACUAAGUUCUGUUUUGUAUGUAUAUGUAAUUUGUGGUAGCCGACCAGCCCACAGUUUUGUAAGGCCAUUUCUGUUAAUAACUUGCCAGCGCCACCAUGAAUUGUAGGCCAUAAAUGUCGUCCAUGCAUUUUAUAAUACUCAACUUAUUGUAAAUAUAGGGUGACUUUUUGUUUUAAGUCACGAAGUUGGUUGCUUUAUCACAAUGUAGACUUUAAUGUUGAAAGCUAAAGCUCACUGUUUCCGGCUGAGCCGCGCUUUUAGGCUGUCGCUUGACAAAGCUACUUAGCUAACGGGUUAGCAGUGAUGCAGGAGGUGCUGUGGAAGUACCAGACCUGUAGUUAAAGUGUUUGUAACCGUGUUAAAGAAGGAGAUUCUGGAUAUAAUCAACAAUUUGGAUCCCAGUAUUUUUAUUAGCCUUAAGAUGCAUCUAAUGAAUCUGUAUCCACCGAUGUUAACACAACCAGAGAGCUAGUAACACCAAGGCCUCCUCUCCCCCUUACGUGAACCAGGCCACUGUCUAAAAAAUAAAUGAAGGCAAUAAAACAGUCCAUGUAACAUAAAGAUACAAUAUUCUUCACUUAAACAUUAAUAUUUUCAUAAUGAAAAAUGAAUACCAGACCCCUCACAGAGCUCGUUAUUAUUUAAUGUUAUCUUUGUUCUCAUUAAAUGAAGCAAAGCUUAAUUAAAUGCAGCAAAUCUGAGACCUGAACUGAUUUACAGAGGACACAGUCAAAACUACAAGAAACACAUAUUAAAAUUUAGUAGUGUAACAAAGAAGAAAAAGCACAGUCACGGUUGGCUAUGAAACAAGGAAAACGCACAUUUAAAAUACACAAACCAGCAAUUUUUUCAUUUAAAAGAAAUGACUUGGCUUCAAUUUCCAGGUUGUAAAUCAGUGUCUGCAAAUAUACCUGCCUGCCUUUUAUAAAUAAUCACAAGAGGUGAAACAGCAACGGACAAGUGAAUUAAUAACACUCCUCUGACUCGACAUUGUAUUUUCUUAUAAUAUAUUUGUCAUUUCCUGCAGUCAAAGUCUAAGAUCUUGUUUUAUGGUCUUAAUUUAAGAAUCCUUGUGCAGACAAAUAUUCGUAGCAUUGUAUUAUGGAAAAACAACAUCGCAACAAUGUUUGUUUUUAAUAAUGUGAUAGCAUAAACUGAACACAUUAGCUUUUAAUAGAACCAGUCUCAUAAAACUGUUCAUUACUUAUCAUAUUUAGGUACAUUUGAUCCAAACAGAAACAAAGAAGUAUGAAUACUUUAUCCACAAAUGCCAAGCCCGGUCAGGUUAAAACAUGCAGCUCAAUGAUAGAAGUUUCUAGAUUUUGUAGUAGCUGACUAAUAACUUUGAUACGUUGAUAAGAGCUACAACAGUCAUCUGUCUGCUCAGAUAUGCUAUAUGGCACAAUGGCAUACAUUUAUUUAAGUAGUGUGAUUAAGCGUGUCGUUUCAAGUCCUUGCAAGUCACAGAAGUAUCUUCAUCUCAUGCUAUUAAUACUGCUCUGUAGUGCAGUAGUAAAUGUUGGCUUUUCCCUUGCAAAUCAACAGUUGGAAAUAAUUCUGACUAAUACACUUAGAGAAAAUGACUAAAAGCUGUAGCUGAAAUAAACAAUAUUUACUUUUUCAAUUCAGUUGAAACUAAAACAAGACACACUACCUCAAAGGUGAGACAGAACAGAAAAACCAAAGAAAAAAAAUCAACAAACAGUAACUAAUAUAAUGAAAACAAUGAAAAUAAAUCUAAUUUAACCCACACUGUAAACCAACAACAUCCUCAGUAACUUCAUAUCUCUUAGAGUUAACUAUAGUGCAACCUACAUGUGAAAUAAACCAGAUGUUUAUUAUAUUAUGAUCUCUCUAUGUAGGGCUGUGGAGAACAUCAGGCAGUGUUGAUAUGAGAUGUGUUGAUGGCAGCUGCUGGAUAAUGGAUGUUUUUUAUUGGUUACCUGACUUUACAACCCUUUUUGAAUAAUAAAAGCAGUAUACGGUCAUAAAUCCAGUGGUCAGAGUUGCAUGAAAUCACUGUGUGGCAGAUGUUUGGUAUCAAAUGUUUUAUCUAAACCUUUCAGAAACCAACAGCUGCUGGAGGUGUCAGAAUGAAACAGGUAUUCACAUUUAUUUUACCAGCUUUCAGUCUGCAGGUUUUUUAUCUUCUUUGUGUUCAGCAAAGAAAACCCUUCAGAUGUUCCUUAUCCACCUCCCCUUCCUUUUUGAUCAUCUUUCUGUUCGUUUCAACAUUAUUUUCCUUUUGUUUGAUUUUUUGUAAAACCUGAUUUAUUUAUCCUCAUGUCUGCAUGAUUUAAUCCAGUUACCAUGUUAAGAGUGAUAUUCUGUAGACACAGUCGACAGACCCCGUUAAAUGAGACACACUGCUUCAAACUUAACCUGUCAGGAGAUCUUGCAGAAACACAGAUAAGGAAAUAUUUGUCUUGAAGUGACACAUCCGCAUUCUUAAUGGUAUAUCACUGUUAACAUCUGAUCUACAGCUGCUCUUCUACUGCUUAUAAAAUCUUAAACAUCCCACAAAGUAUGUUGACAUUUGACUCAAGGCAAGCUUGAAGAAGGAAUUUGCAGCCUACAUAGGGCUGGGCGAUAAAACGAUAAUGAUAUAUAUAUCAAAAAUUAACUUCCCUCGAUAUCGAUAUGAAACAUGGUCAAUAUGCUUUUUAAUAGCCGGCAUUCUGCCAUGUUUUGGUAGACUAUACAAAUAUCCAAUGAAAAGGAGGUAUUUCGUUUUUGGUUUUUUUUAGGUCAGACAUAAAGCAGAGUAGUGUGCACUGCAAAUUAUGUCAAGUACAUGUUAAAUUUCAUUUAAGAGUAAAGGUCCUUACACACAAAUAUACGACACAAAAUUACGAAAUAUUCAGAUAUAAAGCAUAUUUAUAUAUAUAUAUAUAUAUAUAUAUUUGUGUUUUUUUAUCAAAAAGCACUCUGUUCUCUGACACGUAAACAAUCAGCUAGGGAUAUACCGGUGAAUCAGACGUUGCAACAACACGUAAUCUGAUUGGUCAGAAGUGGACACCCAAUAUGCGAAACUUUAACCCGUGAUCUGGAAAAAUAAAUGCCGCAAUAUCACAGGACAGGAAGACGUCGCUGAUGUGAACGCUUGUAUUGACAGGAUAGGGGUUCAAAAAAAGAUAUUGACGUCUGGAAUAAUCGCAUGAAAAAACGCUCCUGGUGUGAAAGGACCUUAUAGGGGAACAUUUAAGAUUGACAAGUGAUUUUUUUUAUAUCGUGAUAAAUAUCGAUUGACUGACAUGAAAAAAAAAUAUCGCGACAAACUUUUUCCCUUAUCGCCCAGCCCUAACCCUACAAUAUCUUAUCAUCUGUGCAACAUACAAACAGCUUUUAUUAAUGUCUCAUAAUGCUGGGAUUAUCAUUUAGUAAUGCUAUAGGACAGCGUCUUAAAGGGACAAGAGAACAUAGCCUACCUACACAAAUCCAAAACCAACUUUUAUUUAUGAAUUUUUUUGACACAGAAUAUAUUGACAUGGGCAAAAUGACAUUGGUUAUUGUAACCAUGUUUGAUUGUUUAUUCUAAUAAAAGCCAAAAAGAGCAGCAGCUGGAUAGAGUGGUUAGAGUGAUGUACCACUUAGAAUCAGCAUAUGCCACCAAGAGAUGUCAAACCUCAACCGCUCAAAGGUCUCACUGUUAAUGUAACAAGGUGUCAAAGAAAUGGCUACAGAAGAGGUGACCUGAAGUGAUCACACACACAACGAAUGAACAGUUUCCUGCCACUGGACUAAUAGAAGUGAUUUAGUUCUCAUCCCACUGGAGGAGCCAUCGUUUCAGCUACUGUUGCAUGGCAGCACACCCACCCAGGCCCACCUGAACAUGGUGCUUCUUUACACCAGUCACCCGAUUUUAAUCCCACGUUCAUUAUUGGCUUUUGAUGGGAUGUCACAUAUUGAUCAUGACUCUCUCACACUCAAACAAACAAACAAACAAACAAACAAACAAACAAACAAACCCAAAGAACAUGUAGUGAAAUGUUUUUUUUCUUUACUUCAGGGUUUCAGAUAAGCCUGUCUGCAGUUUCCCAAAGUAAGCCAUAGACUCACACACAAAAGCACACCGACCUCUGCUCUCUGUGGGUGCAUCUCAGUAGUCUAAAGCGGUUUCCUUUUCUUUAUGGAGAUGUGUUUGGGAGCCGCUGUAAACUACUGACCAGCCUGUGUGGUGCUCUGGUAGUUGGGGAGUCUGUCCACUGUUCACUGCUGUCACAAAAUCAGCCAUGGCAAAAAAAUGAAUACGAGAAUUGCACCGGGGCUUAGAGAUUAAAGGAUUUGUUUGCACUGAAGAGCCUGUUGAACAGGGCAUGGCGAAGACGACUCAACACUUAAACUAGGCACAAAGCAUCAAAAUCAAACAGAUACCAAGAUGCAUUUCAGUAAUGGACUGUUCAAGGAGUGGAUAAAUGAGCAUGUGGAUUCCAACAUGUAUUCCUUCUAAUGUCCAGCAGAGGGCAGCUUCUUGGACAUAAAAAUUUGUCUGAUUGUAUAGAGGCCCACUACAAAGUUAUCGCUCCUGUACAUGCAGGUGACAGAUACUGUUGAGCCAAUUAGAGAUCCAGUUUUUGUGUCACGUGCUGCUUAAGUGUUGGGUCACUUUGAUAUCUGAGGGGAAUUGUUCAGGUUUGAUUUGCACAUUUCUUUAAGAAAAGGUUUUCAAUGGACUUUUCUUUUGUUCAGGGACUCCCAAUAACUGUAUCCUGCAGUGAGGCUCUUUUGGUUUAUUCUGAUAACAACCUCUUUGCCUUGCACAAUUACAAAACUGUAUUUCCUCAACACAGGAAAAUCAGCAAAAUCAGUACAGCAUAGAAUCGCGAUAUUUUAUCUGGUGAUAUAUCGUCUCAUUUACCAGGUAUCGAUAUUUUCAAAUUAAUUGUGAAUAUGAAGUCAAAUCGCUGACAAAGGGAAAAAUAAAAUUAACUGUUAGUCCAGUGUGGUUGUCAGAGGUGACAUCAUAGAGCAGGAGAAAGUUAGUGCAACAAAUAUAUAUAUCGUUUGCAAGAUGUGCUUCAUAAAAAUACAAUACUGUGUAAAUAAGACAAACAUAAAAGAAAGACAAAUGCUAAAUUAGCUAAACAGUUGAAAAAAUUGUACAGAUCGCAAUAUAUUGUAUCACAAUACUCACAGUAUAGCAAAAUGUUAAAAAUCGCAAUAAUAUCGUAUCGUGGCCCAAGUAUCGUGAUAGUACCGUAUGGUGGGGCCACUAGUGAUUUCCACCCCUUCUAAAUACAGGAUCGCCUGAGUGAUCAUAAGUAAUUAAUAAACUAUCAGUGGAAGUCAAACAAGAUUUGGAUUUUGGUGCCUCACCGUUUUUAUCAUUUAAAAGCCUGGCUGUGUUUUGCAGUAACAUGCAUUUUACUAGUUACUUUUUAGGUGCUAAACUGUGGUUUGUAGGAACAAACAUUUGCCAGCAUAGGCCAGUAAUUAUUCUACGCUUUGUAGUAGCAAACAAGCUCCUCUGUGUAGUAAUCAUGCAACUGUGUUCUUUUGUAAUUGUAUCACAGUCUAAGUCUUGUUAAAAAGACCAUUGAUUUAAUAGCAACAGGCGUUUUAAUUUGAAAAGACUUUUAGAGGUGUUGACUCAGAAAGAUGACCAGUCAUUAAAUAUAAAUAUAAAGGCCUUCUUCUAACACAAGCUUCAUUCAAAUCCAGGAUCAGUGACUUUAACAAACAGAUAAUUGUAGGUCCUGCUCACUUUUUGAGGAAAUACAGUGUUUGGACCAAAAGGUAUUUGAAAAAAACCAAAGCGCCUGGUGCAGUUUCUGAGUUUUGGGAACCUCUGUUUAUCUGGGCACUCGGCUUGAGUUCAGAAUGCAUUUUGAGCUUCCUCUGAUCUGGAGAAAAACUUGAGAUAAACCAGAGUUCAUUCUGCGGUUGAAAACAGCUUGUAACAGAUCUGUAUGUCUUGAUUAUUCUUGCCACUCUCCACUGGCAUAACGGUCAGAUUCCCAUAUUCAAAGCACAAUAAUGUGCGACCACUUGGGUUCAAUUGGUUUUCUUUAAAUUUACAAAAAUCACAGAUGAAAAGGUUUAUCUCAAGUGUGCAGAGACAGAAGAGGAGCAUUAUACCACACUGAGUGUGUGUGUCCUCUGUUUGUUCCGGCUGGUGGAGCCACAGUGUGUGUGCAUGUUGUGGGAUCUGGAUUUUUGUCUCUCUUUUACCUGACAGGUAAACGUAAAGCUCUGAAGCUGAACUUCGCAAACCCUCCAGUGAAACCGGCCUCCAGGCUCCCCAUCAACCCAACACCCCCUUCUUUCCAAAACCCGCACAUGUGAGUACAGACAGGGAGGAUGGGAUUCUCAUUUCAUCUUGGAAGCAUGUAAAAAAACACUCGACCCAACCCCAAAAACUCUCAAGAUUCACUUUGUGGGGUGUCCUCAUUCUGGGGAUUCAGAAUAUGGUCACCCUAGAGCAGUGGUUCUCAAGUCCAGUCCUCGAGCCCCCACUGUCCUGCAUGUUUUGGAUGUUCCCCUGCUCCAACACACCUGAUUCAAAUGAUCAGCUCGUUAUGAAGCCAUUCCAGCCUUGAUAACGAGCUGAUCAUUUGAAUCAGGUGUGUUGGAGCAGGGAAACAUCCAAAACAUGCAGGACAGUGGGGGAUCAAGGACUGGACUUGAGAACCACUGCCCUAAAACUAUGCAAGUCUCCCACAGUUUUAAAUCAGCUUAGACCACCACCAGAGGGCAGCAAAGACAAGUUAUUAAACUAUUCACUUCAGAUGUUUACAACAACUUAAAAGAGAUCUGUUUUCUGAAACUUGGUGUUUCUCAAUAAAAGACGAAAGCAUUUAUAAUCAGUUAUAUCAAUUUAAACUCUCAGAACAGCUUAAACAUAUUAAACUUCUGUGCUGAGUGUGGAGUGAAGAUCCAGUUUUCAUCCCCUUGUUGUGAAAAGUAAUGAAAGAGGAGAAGUGAUCGAUAACACCUCCUUAAACCUGCCAGUUAACUACUACUUUGUUUCUUCAUCUUCUCCUCUCCUGACAGAGAGCGUCUGCGAACGCACAGCAUCGAGUCGUCGGGAAAGCUGAAGAUUUCUCCGGAGCAGCACUGCGACUUCACGGCCGAGGAUCUGAGGGACCUCGGGGAGAUCGGCCGGGGAGCAUACGGCUCCGUCAACAAGAUGGUCCACAAACCCACGGGACUGAUCAUGGCUGUCAAGGUGAGCAGCUGACUCAUUCAAAUACUGUUGGGAUAAGCGAUUUUUACAAAGUGGUAAAUGUCACAAAGAAGUGGUUUGAUGGAUGUAGAUAAAAGUUUUUUUUUUUUUUUUUUGCAAAGUGUAAAUGACUGAAAAAGAAGGGGGACUAAAUGCUUCAAAACACGUUCUUAUGGCAGGAGUAACUCUGAUCUGUGAACAUGUUUGUUGGUGUUUUUGUGUCUCAGAGGAUUCGUUCCACUGUGGAUGAGAAGGAGCAGAAGCAGCUGCUGAUGGAUUUGGACGUGGUGAUGAGGAGCAGCGACUGUCCCUACAUCGUCCAGUUCUACGGAGCGCUUUUCAGAGAGGUACCGCUGGAGAUGAAUGACCCUGAACGCACCACAGCCUGCUCAUCUCAACACAGCAGCAUUUAUCCCACAGGCGUCUCAUGUUCCUCUUCUCACUGUGUGUUUCAGGGCGACUGUUGGAUCUGUAUGGAGCUUAUGUCUACCUCAUUAGACAAAUUCUACAAAUAUGUGUAUUGUGCAUUAGAUGACGUCAUUCCAGAGGAAAUAUUAGGAAAAAUAACAUUAGCUGUGAGUACAUGAGGCACUUUUUUUCCUGCAUUUGAGUCGAUCUGUGAGUGUGUAAGUCUUUUUAAAACAGAGCUGAGGUGUUUUUCUUUGUCUUUCACAGACGGUUAAAGCACUGAACCACUUAAAAGAAAACUUGAAGAUAAUCCACAGAGGUGAGGAAAAUUCAGAACCAGUAUUUUUGUGCUAGUAUGUGCAAGAUACUCCGUGUUAUAAAGAUACAGGGUGACCGCGUCUCCUUAAAAAGUCUUAAAUACAUUUUUACCAAUAAAAGGCCUUAAAAAGUUUUCAAGGAAUAUUCAAGGAAAAUUAUGAAAUUAUUAGAAAUGCUCUUUCACUAAUAAACACAUUUGAAUAAUGUUCUUGAACAACUGAUUAUUUUUAUUUUUCCUUACUGUACUUUUUUAACUGGCAUCAAUGCCUUUAAUUGUAAAAUAAUAUAUUUUCACUUUGGUCUGUAUUUCCAUCGCAACUUUGGUCUUAAAUUUUCUUUACGGUGUUUUUAAAAGGUCUUAAAAAGUCGCAAAUAUAACUUCUUCAUACCUGUAGUCAUUUCAGAUUAUUUCUUUGUUUUUUUUUUAUUAUUUGAAUUCUAAUUUUUAUUUGUUUACAGACAUCAAACCUUCCAACAUUCUCAUGGACCGACGGGGGAACAUAAAGCUGUGUGACUUCGGUAUCAGCGGCCAGCUGGUCGACUCCAUAGCAAAAACCAGAGACGCGGGCUGCAGGCCGUACAUGGCGGUAAGAAAUCAGGAACUUUAAAUCAGAGACUUUCAGCUAAAUCCAACAGAACUUAAAAUGUCACACAUCAGCACCAGACUAAGACUACUUCCCUUUGUUUUUCAGCCUGAGAGAAUAGACCCCAGUGCUUCCAGGCAGGGCUAUGACGUUCGCUCUGACGUUUGGAGUUUGGGAAUCACUCUGGUAAGAAGAAGAACAAUAACGAAGCUCUGACCCGUGUGAUACUUGUGUGUUAUAAUGUUUUUGUUUGUGCCUUUAUUUCAGUAUGAGCUGGCCACAGGACGGUUCCCGUACCCAAAAUGGAACAGUGUUUUUGAUCAGCUGACUCAAGUGGUGAAAGGUGAACCGCCUCAGCUCAGCAACUCGGAGGAGAGACAGUUCUCCCCAAAGUUCAUCAGCUUUGUUAACCUAUGGUGAGUUCAUUCACAGCUCAGUGUGCAGACUACAACAACUGUAUUCUAGGACUGGGUGAUUUGGCCAAACAGAUGAUCAUGAUAUAUUUUGUCAUAUCGUCUGAUCUUGAUUAUUAUCACGAUUUUUUUUUUUAAAACUGCCAGUUUUAACGCAUCUGUACUAAAAACUAAAGGAACUUGAGAUUAGUUCAACAUUUUAUUAACAUACAAAGUGGGGCCUGACCGAUAUGGAUUUUUGGGGGCCGAUGCCGAUACUGAUUACCGAUUAAUCGGCCAAUUUUUUUAUUUUUCAUGAAGUUUUAAAAUGUGUUAAUUUAAGUAAUAUAUCAACAUAUUUACUUAUCUUUUUUUAACAAAUGCCUUUUGAACAUUUAAAGAAUUAAAGGCAGAAAACUCAUCUCAAAUCCUUUUUUUUUGCUAAAACAACUGAAAAAGAACGAGGUAUUUUGUGUAUAAAGCAAACAGUUUACUUCCAACUCUUUCGCUCAAGGUGAAGUGGUCCCACACCUUGCUACGCUCACUUUCUUUUGACAUCUGUAAAAACAACAACUAAAAGAAAGAUUACCGAUUAGUCUCAAACGGGCUGAAAUUGGUCGAUUUAAUCGGCUCGCCGAUAAAUGGCAGGUAUGAGGAGGUGGAUUUCAGCGUGUUACAUUUCUUGCACAGCGCGAUGAAGAGGGAAAAAUUGUUCUUAAGCACUGUCUGGAGCAUCUAGGCCUGUUGUUAGAGAGCGCCCUCAGGAACACUUCAAGUUGGGGUUGAAGAAUUUGUGCCAUCUAGUGGUGAAAAUGCAGACCACAGUUGUUUGAGUUUGUUUAAAUCUCACUUAAGGGUGUGCAGUGAUUAGCUAAGGUGACUUUUUAUGAAUUCAGUGUAGAAAACCACUGAUACUCAUGGAUUAAUCAUCUUGUAUUUGUUUUUUUUUCCUGUCCAGCCUUACAAAGGAUGAAUCUAAAAGGCCAAAGUACAGGGAGCUUCUGGUAAGUUCUUGGACAUCUGUAAUUAAACUAGUUUGGUGGGGUUUAGGAGAUUUCCACAGGCUUGUCAGUCUUUCAUUGGGGUGUGAUCAGGAGCAGAAAUAUAAUCAAUGAUCCUUUAUUUACGUCUAACAUCACCUCUUUUCUCUCCCACAGAAACGUCCCUUCAUUCUGAUGUACGAGGAGCGCUACGUGGAUGUCGCCUCUUACGUGUGUCGCAUCCUGGAUCAGAUCCCCGCCUCGCCCAUCUCUCCCAUGUACGUCGACUAAAGGAGAUAAGCUUUUUUUGGGGGGGGGGGAUGGGGUGGGGUCUCAGGGGGGUUAACACACUAAGCUUUGUGAUGCGACGCUCGACAUGUUAGCCCUCGGUAGUUUAUUCACAUGUUCCAAAGAACAGAGGAACUCCAAAAUUGCCCGGUGCAAUGAGAAAAAUAGAAACCUUUCCACCUCCUGUCACCUCAUUCAAGUAAAAUAUUAUCAUCCAUCUUCACCCCGAAAAAAACAAACAAAAAAAAAACAAACUUGAAGACAAAACUUUGUCUUAGGAAAAUGCAUCUUUUAUGUGAGCAGAUAGAGAAACAUAUAUGGUAUAAAUAUAUUUACUUGAAGUUGAUGUACACAGAAACAGAAUCUACCAAAUAAAAUGUUGAACAGUGACACAGAACAACAACAUAAAAAAACAAACAAAAAACACCUGUUGGAUUGUACAUGUGGACUGUAUGUUUGCAUAUGUGUGUGUGUUCACCUCUAAAAUGUACAGAUGUAUGCAGAUAGACCUAAACACACACUCUCUCUCUCUCUCUCUCUCACACACACACACAGAGUUUUGGAGCAGUUUGUGUGCACCUUCACUCAUGAUAAAGAUGAGCAUGCAAAGUGUUUCUCUGCGGAGAGCUCAUGGAUUCGGUAGCGUGGCUUUAUUCUUCUUUUGUUUUGUUUCUUUUUUGUCAAUAUGCAAUCUGUGAGAGUUUGUCUCGACUCCUGGUGGGGACAGAAACAUUUCUCACUUCUAGUGUCAGCUCCAGUUUGUGCACUUUUUUUUUUUUUAUUUUGCCAUUACAUGACAGUCCCAGAGCUAAAAUCCAUCUUUCUGGUAGGAUAAUCUUGACAAAAUGCAACAGACCAUUAAACAAAACAAGAUAUUAGCACAAUCAAUAUUUUCAGUAUAUUUCUAAUCUGAGAAGUUUUGGGCCUUUGGGGUCAGCUGGCUUUGAAUUUUUUUCAGCUCAACCAAAUGAACCUUUUAAACUCUAAACUGGUUUAUGCAGCAGAAACUUAGCCUGGCUGGGCCAUCCAGUUACAUGCCAGACAUCUUUGCCGUUCCUUCAGUUGCCGUUCCUUCCCACAACAGUCUGGACUUCGGCCAAUUGGGAGUGUGUAUUAGAAAUCAGAAAAUAACCGGGCCAAUCAGUGACUGUGUUUCCACUGUUCCCUGGACAACAGUGAAAGGCAGCCCCUGACACACCUGAUUCAAAUGAUUAGCUCGUUAGUAAGCCAUUCCAGAGCUUGAUAAUGAGCUGAUCAUUUGAAUCAGGUGUGUUGGAGUAGAGAAACAUCCAAAACAUGCAGGGUUCCUACGCAAAAAAAAGUUAAAAAGUAUGAAAAAUAAAGUAUGGAAAAAUAUCUGUUUCCAGACUAUUAUCACACUUCUAAAAUACUGUUUUCUAAAAAUAGCAAAGUAGGUAUUUCCAAAAAUAAUUCCAAAAAGUAGGUUAUGGAAAUUCCAACUGUGUAGGAACCUUGCACAUGGAAAGACAAAGCCCCAAAUAUUCCAGAAAUAUACUUCUGCAAGUUUUAUUCAGUGGCCUUCUUGGUUUUCCUGAGAUGAUCCUCGAAACUUGUUUUUUAACUUUGUGACUCACAUGUAAUUGCAUCCAAAAAAAAAAAAAGGGCACAAACCUAGACUGACUCGAUGCUACAUUGCCUGAUGUAAAGUUACUUUAGGACCUCAUGUCCUCUGAUGUAAAUGUGUUUGUAUAUAGAACAUCUAAUCUGCUGUUUCUGGCAGGCUCUGACUCGCACUUUCAGGCUCAGUUUUAAACUCGGGUCAUGAAAUUAAAUGAUGAGGAUUUCAAGGGAAGGGUACAAAGUGUUGGGGUGAGAAGAUAACAGGAGGAGUGUCUUUAAUUUGCAUUUUGGGAAUAAAAGUCAUUCUAGAAAUGCCAGAAAACACUCAAUCGAGUCAUAGUAGCGUGGAUGAAGAAACACUAGAUUUCAAGUGUAAGUCUUGAUUUUAGGGAAUGAGUUGUAAUAAGCCUUUAGUUAAAUGAGUAAUGCACAAAAAGGAGGAAUGUGGAGAACUGUGUAAAUCUCAUACAAAUGAUUUAUGAUACAAAAUUGCAACUGAAAUAAAUCAUGGCGUCAUUCUGUAAAGUAGGCACAAUAAAAUGAUAUAAUUCUAGCAGAAUUAUAAUUUUACUUUUUGUAAGUUUACAGCUCAGUGCUUUAGAGAUUAUGACUACAGUCUAGUGAAAUCUUGACUUAAAAUGAGGACCCCAUUCUUGUAAAAUUCUGACUUAAUUUUAUGAGAAUAAAGUCCUUUUUAAAAAAAUAAAUAAGAGACUUUAUCCUUGUAAGAUCGCAACUUCAUUCUUUUUAAAAUUGCAAUUUUGUACUAAUAAAAAUUUCAAAUUAAUUCUGGAAAAAUUCUGCUUUUAUUUUGGUAAAAAAAAGCGACUUAAUUCCCAUAAAAUUCUGGCUUCAUUCUCAUUCAGGUACAGCUUUAUUCUUAAAGGUUUAUCUGAAUAUUAUUCUGAAAAAUUUACCACUAUUUUUUUAAACUUUUAUGAAUUACCUUAUUUGUAAUGAAGCAUCUUAAUACUAAGGUUUAAAAGACAUCAUUGAGUUUGUCUAUCAAUAGUAGGAACAAAUCAUGGUUGCAUUUCUUCACAUUUCAGGCUUUUUUCAACAUUUUUGCUUCAUUAUGAAAAUGCAAAUUAAAGAAAGUUUCUCCUCCUUUAUUUUUGUCCUUAGCGCUAAUCCCUUCCUGUAGAAUAAAAAUGUUUACUCUUCAUGCCCUUCCUUUUAAAAAUGAGCCUGAAAGCUCCUCAGCAGCCUGUCAAAGCACUGUACAGUUAAACCGCUCAUCCACACUGAUCACAGAUCCACCGUGCUGCCACCGACAGGCAAACAGUAGAAACUACACUUUGAAAGAGUCCCAGUGAGGACUUUCUGAAAAUGUCACCCAUGAUGCUGCUAAAAGACGUCAGUCUACGUCUGUAGAGGAGGAAGAUCUCUCCUCGAUCUGUUUCUGCUUUUGACCCCUAAUGGCCAUCAUGACUCAGCAUGUUUGUCCAUGACUCGGCAUGUUUCUCAUGUUUGCACUGAUGAUCGAAUGUUUCCCACUAUGAACUAUGUGUAACAUCCAAAAGCAUCUCAGUGAGUCUCUUUUUCACCUGAUCUGUUCACCCGCAAGGACAGAUAGAGGGCGCUACAGCAAGAGACUAUUAAGACCCAUCUGCAGUCGAUCUGCCUCAGAGAGCCACGAGUAAUGGCGCGUUCAAGUCACCUCGGAAUUCAGAUGCCGGAGCUGAAAAUGACGUCACACCCAAGUCCCCAGCGUUCCAGUUACCAAGUCGGAAAAAAGGAAAAUCGGAGGCCUGAAACAAGAUUGCUACAUCUACAAAAGUUACUUUAGCGCAUUUCUUAUAUUCGGAUAAGGCAAACACUAAAAUAACUUUCGUAGAUGUAGGUAUCUUGUUUCUGAAAUGCUGGUAACUCGGGUGUGACGUCAUUUUCAGCUCGGACAUCUGACUUCCGAGGUAACUCGAAUGCAGCACAAGACUUGGAGAUAAAACAGCUUAAAAUGAGUCACUAAUCCAAACUCUCUGUCCUAAAAGUGGUCCUUAAAAAAUGGAGUCGGUAGAGAUCUGCCAUCUUGCUAGAAUGGCAUAUUUGGCAGCCACUAGGGGCAAAAUUUAGCCACUAAUUUCCACGUAACAUUUUUUUUUACUGCAGCAAAUAAAAGUCCAGUUAUUUUCCUCCCAUGUUUUCCCAAUAUUAGUGACUUUAUGUUUUAAAUGGGUCCUUAAAGGGUUAAAAUUUGGAUUCUUAAUGAAACAUCCAGACUGUAGGAGAUGCAUCAUAGAGCAGACAUGAUUCUUACUUCACAGUAAAACGGAGAAUUGUGUCCAAUCUGUUCUUUAUCUGUAACGUGAAAUGGUGCAAACACACUGAGGGCAUGACAGUCUCCACAUCUGUUUUCACUCGUGGGAUACAAGAAGCUAACUUACCGCUGGUGAACAUGAGUCUCCAGGGUACAUGUUGUAAAAAUUGCAAUUUACUAGAAUGUUCAUAUUAGAUUAUAAGAUAAUAUUAAGGGCGAUGAAUAUUAUAUUGUAUCUUUAUCAAGGGUUACAAAUAAAGUUCCCGUGGAAAAAAACUGAACCCCUGUGUCGUCGUGUCUUUCUUGGCUUAAAUAAAGCAGCAGACGUGGUUGUUGCUGUGAUCAGUUUAUUGCUGUUGUAUACACAGGAUGCAGUCAGAUACUUUUUAUUUUAUUUUUUUUUACAAAAGAAAAGCAAGUCAGUGGCCAAGCAACGUGAAGCUUCUGUCGAGUGAUCAGGGAAAAUUAUUCUAAAAAAAUAAAAGUCGUAUGAUGGAAAAGGAGAAGUGAAAAGCUCUCUUGAGAAGUCGGGAUGUGGUUUGGUAGAUCAAACUAAAUAAGACCCACAACGUGACUUAUUUCUACAAAAAAUACACCUCAGUAUUGUUGAACAUUUCAGGGUAUAAAUGAGUUGUCUUUACACCUUAUGUUAGCAAAAGCAUAAAACUGUACGUAAGAAGUGGAUAUAACUUGUUAAAUUUGUAUUCUUUUUCAAUGUCCAGCAGGGGGCAGCCCUUUAAACGAAGAAAUUUAUCAAUUUCAUUCCCUCAGUAAACGUCUCCCUAAAAGUUUAUGGUUUCUACUUUUGGUUUUAUUACUGUCAUUACUGUUGCAAACCCUGAGGAGCAAUGUUUUAUUUAGGAUAAAUAAAGACAUCAGAGGUCAAAGAGGGAGAAAAAAAGAAAAGAUGUCUGUUUACAUGCGGCACUAAUGUGAUCUAUUCUUUAGCUGACCCUCGCCUUAAAGGGAUAUUCCAGCUUAUUCCUGAUGAGUCAAUCACCGAGUGCAGCAGAUCAUUUCCUUGAAGUAAUAAUCAUCAUAAUAAUCAUUUUGCACUGCAGACGCUGUAGUUCUUCUGCCUUAGCAUCUCGGUCUGAUUGCAUUUCCAUGAAGUAAUAAUCAUAAAUGUUCUUCCUUGAGCUGCGAAAUUCCGCUGCACUUGGUAAUCGACUCGUCAGGGCACCCCCACAAACAAGCGGCUGCUGAAGGAGAGUGGGUGAGUUGUGUUUGGUCUCUUUUCUAACGAAAUUAGGAAAAGCUAAAAAGAUGUUUGAUGGCUAGUACUAUAUGUACUGUUGAUGAAGUUAGGUGCUGUUCUGAGCAUUAUUUGCGGCUAUAGAGUGGCUUUUUGGUUGAGGUUUGCGCGUUUGCACUGUGUAUUGCUAUUGUGCGGUCAUUACUGAAGUUAGUAUAACUAGAGAAGCAAGCAGUCAGCAACAUUCAUCUCUCUUGGGGGUGUCUAACUGUGUUAUGGUUUGUUUGACCGCUUACUUAAAUUUAUGCCGGAAUAUUCCUUUAAACGCCUCUGAUUACUGAUGUGAUUACUUCAGACUGCCGAACUCAUGUGUCAGAUGGUAGUUAGUACAUCCACUUUUAAUGCACAGUCUGUGAGCUGGAGCAAAACAAACAAGCAGACUUCAAGCUUGACUCUUCAGCUGACCAGGACCACAAAAUCUCAAAUUUGAGCUUAUCUGUGUGCCUAUGACAUCGUAAGUGUGAGCUUUAGCCUUAACAUGAGUGUGAAAACAGAGUGAAAUUACAGUUUUCUUUAAACUCUUUUAGGUUUUUACAUGUGGGGGAAAAACAGUGUCUGCCUUGUGUGAAGAUAUUUUAAGUUGACGCUGUGUUAAUGUGCAGUUUUCACAGUACAGAUUUGAAUAUAUUACACUUUUCUAUUCACAAGUGCUAAUUCAGGUCAUUUCUAACUCAUAUGACUGUUAACAGGUAAAACGAUCAUGGAAAGCAUGGCUUUUCAAAGUGGUUCCUUCACUUUUUCUCACAUUUUCAAGGAAAAAAGGAUCAACUAAAGAAACGUCCAGGGUAAAAAUGGCAGCGCUGGAGAUUUCAAAAAACUCAAAAAGAGCCCUAAUUCAAAAGAAGGAAUGUCAGUAUAAAUACAAGAUAAAGAAUACAUAUCAAAACAAACAAAAAUAACUGUGGUUAGCCUUGGAUUAACUUAACUUUAUUUUCUGGCCACUGUUGAACUUUCUAAAUUAUUAUCAGCCUUAGCGUUUUAGAAAUAUUAAAGGAAACUUCCACAGAUUAUAAGAGCCACAAGAAAAAAAAAAAACAUAAUAUUGUCCUGAUGCUAGGAGAAUAAAGUCGAAAAAAAAAUUGCUGUCUUCCAAAAUUCAUGUUUUUUAUUGCAAGAAUAAAGUUGUGCUGUCGGAUGGGCAAGUCCAGGAAUAAAAAAAACAAAACAUAUAUUUUAGGAAAAUCUCAAAUUUGAGCUUAUCUGUGUGCCUAUGACAUCGUAAGUGUGAGCUUUAGCCUUAACAUGAGUGUGAAAACAGAGUGAAAUUACAGUAGUUUCAGUUUUAGCUUUUAUUUAUAUGAAAACUGUCUUUGUGUGAAGAUAUUUUAAGUUGACGCUGUGUUAAUGUGCAGUUUUCACAGUACAGAUUUGAAUAUAUUACACUUUUCUAUUCACAAGUGCUAAUUCAGGUCAUUUCUAACUCAUAUGACUGUUAACAGGUAAAACGAUCAUGGAAAGCAUGGCUUUUCAAAGUGGUUCCUUCACAUUAUCUUUAUGUGUUCUUUGUAAAAAGGAUCAACUAAAGAAACGUCCAGGGUAAAAAUGGCAGCGCUGGAGAUUUCAAAAAACUCAAAAAGAGCCCUAAUUCAAAAGAAGGAAUGUCAGUAUAAAUACAAGAUAAAGAAUACAUAUCAAAACAAACAAAAAUAACUGUGGACCGUAUUCCUGUAACAUUUAGACCUUUCUUUUAAAUCUCAGAUUUGUUUUUCAAUGUGGCCCAAAAACUGUCUAAAACUGGUGAAAGUUUUUAAUAAAAAUAUGUUUUCAAAUAUUCAACAGUGAUAAAAACUCAUAAGACCAGGUGUUUUUCCAAACUGAUAUCUCUUUUGAAUGUCAUUCUGUGGAUAAAAACAUCAAAUAGUGAACAGAAACUUGUACAAAAAAAAGGUCCUUCAAAAGCAUGACAAACAUUUCUACACACAAACUCUAAGCUCAAGCAAACCGUGACAAAAGUGUAUUUAUGUCGAAGUGCAAGGUGAGAUUUUUUUUGUCAUAUUUACAUGGAUUAUAAUCUGAGUACAUAAUACACAUCAUCGGUGGUUUGUGUCUUCUCCCAUACCGCUGACAAAAUAUGCAGACGUCACUUUGUCUCUGUCAGUACCAAUAGUUAAGAUAUUUACAAAAUAUGAUCAUUUAAAGCAUCCAAUUCACCUUUUGUUUCUUUUUUUUUCCAGUAAUACAAACUCGGAUACGAUAUAUACGAUUGUCAAAAUGUGUCUUCAAGUCUAGGUGGUGUAACACUGAUACUGCAUUAAGUGUUGGAAUAAAGCACUUUAGAUAUGGCUAUCAUGAUCUUCUGCAUCCUUCAUGGUUCUGCUGUGAUACUUGAUUGGCAGUUUUGUGCAUAGUUAUUCAAAGAUGGACAAAGAUUGUGUCAAAAAGCACCUUUUCUUCUGGAUUUCAUGACAUUGACAUGAGAAACUUUCAGUAAAGUGGAGAAAAUAAGUCCAAAAAUAACUCUGCAGUUCAACUUCUGGAGGAGCGAACAAUCUUUGGAUGUCGGCUUGUAGUCUGUUUAGUUUACAUCCCACUGGUUCAAAGGCAAACUGGUGUUUGGACUGAAGCUGCUGAGGCAGAUCUAAAAGUUCUUUGGUGCGGUUGUAGCUGAUGUUAGCAGUUCUUUCAGCUACUUGCCAGCUGGUGUCAAAAGUUUCGUUAGCAUGGUGCUAGCCUGUACUUGGCGGCGGCGUGCUCACCAGUGCUCCAGGUGGAGAUCCAUAGCAGAGUUCAGGUUAAUGUCUGUUACAUCCAAAAACUCUGUGUUGAAGAUGCUCGGCCCAGAGGGUGGAGCCACGUUGAAAGCUGUAGCCGAGCUGGGCGGAGUCAGAUCCAACCACUCCAUCGUCUCCCAUGGCGUCUCGCUGAACGCCAUGCUAACCAUACCCUGCACCUCAGGGACCAUCGUCACCUUGCUGCUGAUGGGCGACAGAGGCGUGUCCAUGAGCUCUCUCUUGGUCAUCAUUUUGUCCUGUUGGGGGUGGUGUGGGUGGCGGUGGUGGUUGUGGGGGCUCCUGUAACCUUCGCCAUCUCUGUUCCCUUCUUCUUCCUGCCCCCCUUCCUCAGCUGCCAUUUUAAGAAGGGCCACUUCCCCUCCCCGACCGACCGGGCAUCCCAGCAGGUUCUCCAGGUGGCUCUCUGUGAUGUGAUUGGCUGAGUGGUCGUAGGGGAGCUGGGAGGGGCUCAGGUGCUCGUAGUGUCGGUGGAACCUCGGGAUGAGGAGGCCGGGGCACCCUGGGGACACAUUAAUGUGAGGCACAACUUUGGUUACAGAGGACCUCUCCCUCUCCUCUCUGGCGUUAGCGGGCAUCUCUUGAAGAGAAAGAGGAGACGAGGGAGGGUCACAGCAGGUUCUGAUCUGACCCCGCUGAGGGGGAACACCGUGACUGUGCAGCUCUAGCUCUGGUGAUAGUGCGGUAUAAAUGACCUUACCUCCACUCUCUAUGAGCACGUCCAGCAGCUCAUCCAUCUGCUGACUUCUGGUCAGUUGCUGUAACAAUAAUAAAAAGUGAUUGUUUUUACAAACUGAAUACUUUCCAACUGUUUUACAAUCAGAUGUAUUCCACGAUUGUGCUGAAGGUAUGGAAGCUUUCAGGCAGUCUAUGAAGAGUUGCAGAGCAGAUUUAUGCAGCACAAACUGUUUUUGAAGGCAGGCUGGUUUAUUGGCUAAAAUGACUCAAAAAAUGACAACAAUCGAGGACAAAAAAACCCUCCAAUAUAAAUCCUGUUUGGUAAAUAAGCCUAAACAAGACAUCACCUGAAAUACUCUCGAUCUCUGACUUUGGUUAAAGACCCGCUCCAGUGAAAAUCUUGUUUUUCUUGUUGUCUACAUGUUCAUAUGACAUUUUUCUGAUGGUACAGGACAUAUCAUGAGAGAAAUUAGUGUGGAAUUGCAUUCCUGAGUAUUUCUUCAUUCAAAUCGUUGUGAAUCUCAGGCAGACCCAAAAGGCAGGUGCAGACACAGUGAGAUUUCCUACAUCACAAAUCCAAGCUCCGCCCCCAGAGCCUCACUAUGCAGGUCACACUGAGAAAUAGAGUGGAAAAUCGCGGAACACGCAUGUGCAUUAAUGGAUUGCAAUACUCUUGAGAAAGCUAAUUAUAGUAUUAGCUUUCAUCAUGUCCCUAAAGAUAUUAGUGUGCAAGAGCUAAAUAGCUCCUAUGUUACCAGAAACUUCUGCUGCACAAGUAAUGUUAGGCUGCAAGCUAGCGUGAAGAGGAGUGUGCAGAUCAGCACUGUCUCCGCCCACGACUCAGACGCAAAUUGCUAAUGAGCUACUGGAGCUCUGCAGAAGAAAAGCCCUUGAAAAUGACAGAGGUAACGCGAUUUUGGCUAAAACCCCCCGCUAUGGGGCUCUGCCCUAGCGGCCUUGGCACUUGAACCUUGUAGUCUAGUUCAGCUAAUUCUUUGAUAUCCCCCAAGACUUAGAAGGUAGCACGGUAUCAUCACAUUCAUCUGUGUCCCAAUUUAGAAAUGGUACAAAUUCAGGGAUACUGAAAAAAAUCUUAAUUUUACUGCCACUUAAUUGACCAGUAGCUAACAAGAAAAUAAACAGUGACUAUUUGAAGAGGCAGAAAGCAUCUCACCAUAGAAUGAAUAUACUAUGGACAACUUGGCUCCACCUUCCAUCAUUAUUUGAAUUUGAAGCCAAAUUGCUCUAGCUAUUUCCAGGAUUUUCUCCACUUCCUGGAACCACCCCUUGCUCUGUAGCAUUGCAUGCAUUCAGCAGGAGAGUUGCUGAGAGUCGCUGUGAUGAUGCUCGGCUCAAACAGUGUAUCCCCCAGGUCAGCUAUGCGAUUUUAUUUACUGCAGCCAGUCACCAGAGGGUGCUGUUCUCACUGUGACUUCACCCAGCGAGGAGGCAGACGACAUCCAUUCUAUAUACAGUCUAUGGUAUUCACUCAUUAGCUCUGUUUAGUUAAAGUUGCUUUUUCAAAGACGUAGAUAUCAGCCAAGGAACAGUUCAAUUUCAACUUUGGAAGUUGCCAAACAUAAUAUUAUAGCUGCCAAGUCCCUAGUCAUGAACUUAAAAUUAAACUUGUUGAUCAAUACGGAAACAGAAAAUUUGUAUUGAUUAAACUGGAAUAACAAUAGUGUAAGAAUAUGAGAGUUUGCAAUCCUGAGUGUGAUGUCAAGAGAAAUUGGCCUCAAAUGGAUGGAUUGGCUAACCUAUAUUAUCAACAUCAUGGUUAAAAAAAAAGGUUUGAACCAAUGAAGAUACAUCUGCCUUCAAAAAUAGUUUGUACCACUUUACCAACAAACUGCUUCAGACUUUUUAAAAGGGUGGACAGUUAGUGCUGUGAAGAAGCGUAUGAAUAAUUAAAAGAGGUGAUGGAGACAAAAAAGAAACAGGAGACAGGAUGAGGAAAGUGGAAUUAGAGCAACGCCAAUAGAUUACAAAUCUCUGAACAGCCAUUGUCUAUUGAAUUUGGUUUGAUUUUGAGUUUACCUGCUUGACUGCAUCCUCAUAGCAUGGGGGCUGUCUUAAGUCAUCUGAAUCUGAGCUACUGAAGGCAGGGGGGGACACCUGGCCCUUUGGACCAACAUGCCGAGGGGAGGGCAAUACUGACAUCUACAUGAAACAUAGGUGAAAAGUGACAUUAGCCCACUAGUAUGUUAAGGGGGUUCAAAGUAUCUAAGAAUCCGGCCUCAUGAUCAGAUAAUCUCAUCAUAUUAAAGAUCCUCUUUAUUAUGAAAGGUUGGCGUUGUUAUCUUUCUGAGAAAAAGUCACCAACACGUGAAGGAGCAUGUGAUGAAGACAGAUGAAGUGACGAUGAACCUCAUAACAAAGACAAUCAUACGGUGUCAGAGACAGCACACAAAUUAAUAGAAAAAGAAAAACAGUUACGUGAACGUGAGGUGAUGAAUACAUGACACUAACACGACAUUGUGAAGGACCUGAAUGUUGACGUAUCGCUCACCUUUGGCUGCAUGUUGUGAUUGUCAGCUUUGGCGGAGCUGCUGUGACCACACUCUGUGGAGUUUGGAAAGACUCCCUGUAGACCUCUUUGGUCAGGAGGAUAGGAGCAGUUUAUUGGCUGGCCACUGUUCUUCUGAUGCAUCUGUAGACAAACACAAAUGGUCAAGUGGUUACGCACCACAAUUACUCGGUAAAGUACCACAGCUACACAGGAAGAUAACAAUAAAUCUUCUGUCAAAAUGUAUGAUUCACAAUAUUACAAACUCCAGCAGACUUUUCCUCCCAACCGAAACCAUCAACAUUGUUUAAAGGAAUAAACACCAA